Messenger RNA from Scylla paramamosain (green mud crab), 510 nucleotides. Its product is annotated as large ribosomal subunit protein eL34-like. The transcript has 4 exons. The record is from RefSeq and is a predicted model, not a curated record. Gene Ontology annotation, molecular function: structural constituent of ribosome. Gene Ontology annotation, biological process: translation. Lineage: Eukaryota; Metazoa; Arthropoda; Malacostraca; Decapoda; Portunidae. Gene Ontology annotation, cellular component: cytosolic large ribosomal subunit; ribosome. The coding region runs from base 16 to 483 and encodes 155 amino acids.
CCGAAAAUAUACUACAUGAAUGCAUCCAGACUCAGAAAAAAAAAGAUUAAGAAUAUAUUUGAGUAUUUGUUGACUCCCGCUACAGUUGGCAAUCGUGACUCUCUUCCUAGCCACCCUCAGCAGAGACCUCCUGUCAAAAUGGUGAGGCUAACAUACCGCAGGCGGCUCUCCUACAACACCGCCAGUAACAGGAGGAAAAUUGUCAAGACCCCUGGAGGCCGUCUGGUGUACCACUACAAGAAGAAGCCCGGCAAGGCUCCAGCAUGUGGCAACUGCAAGAGGCGUCUGCCUGGUAUUGUGGUAGCCCGUCCUCACAAGCUGCACCGACUGUCGAAGCGUGUCAAGAGGGUCACCCGGGCAUAUGGCGGCAACCUUUGCCACAAGUGUGUCCGUGAGAGAGUGGUGAGGGCCUUCUUGAUCGAGGAACAGAAGAUUGUAGUCAAGGUUCUCAAGGCCCAAAAAGCUGCAGCAAAGGCAAAGUAAAGGUUUAAUAAAGAAAAAAAUACGUUA